Molecule: messenger RNA, 1386 nt
Organism: Fusarium venenatum
Lineage: Eukaryota; Fungi; Ascomycota; Sordariomycetes; Hypocreales; Nectriaceae
Product: aspartic peptidase domain-containing protein
Biological process (GO): proteolysis
Molecular function (GO): aspartic-type endopeptidase activity
Source: RefSeq, a predicted model, not a curated record
AUGCGUACUUUUACUAUUCUCGCUUCUCUUACUAUAGGAGCUUCUGCUGGCACAGUCUCUGCUCCUUUCGUGAAGCAUGGCUUUCACCAUGGCGCCUCCAUCGACAAGCGCAAUACUCUAAAUCUAGAGGCUCUGAAUAACAUCACGGGAGGAGGAUACUAUGCAGAGUUCCAGAUUGGAACGCCACCUCAAAACAUCAGCUUCCUUCUUGAUACUGGUAGUAGUGAUACUUGGGUCAACUCAAACAACACCGAUCUCUGCCAUAGCCAGGAGGCGCAAAAGAAGAAUGGAUACUGCAUGACUACUUUCAAGCCUCAGAACAGUCGCACAUUUAAGGUUGUGGACCGCGAUGGCUUUGAUAUUCGAUAUCUAGACACUCGUCGAAUCGAGGGUGACUAUUUUAAUGAUACUGUUACUAUCGACGGCAAGGCCGUCAAGCAGCAGCAGCUGGGUCUUGCGGUCAAGUCUGUUCGCCCAACUGGAAUCAUGGGCUUGGGCUUUUCUGAAAACGUUGCUACCAACAAGUCUUACCCUGCCAUCGUUGACAAUAUGGUAUCUCAGGGUCUCAUCGAUACAGCUGCAUACAGUCUCUGGCUGAACGACCUAGAUUCUGAUCAAGGAACCAUUCUAUUUGGUGGCAUCGAUACCAAGAAGUUCUAUGGCAAACUUGCCACCCUCCCUCUGUUGCCCGAGUCCGCCAAAUCCCUGAACGUCACCUCCUUCAGCGUUUCUUUGCAGGGCCUUAAUGUCAGAACGCCAAAGAAUUCAGAUGGCAUCAAGAUGGAUAGCCUCAAGAAGAACACAGUCGCUAUUCUCGACUCUGGAUCCACCGUCUGUCUCUUGCCCGAUCCCCAGGUCAACGAAAUCUACAAGGCCUUUGACGUUCUCAGUGUGAGAGAUGUCCCCAUCCCUUUUGUAGACUGCGGGUAUGGAAAAGACAAGGGCGAAGGCAUCACCUUUGAGUUCCAGUUCGACAAUAAGACGAUCUCUAUCCCCAUGAGCGAGAUGGUCGUCAACGCCUUUCCCGAUAACCAGGAUCUUUUCAAGGAUCCCCGCCUCGACUACUACUUCAAGGACUGGGAUGGUGUCUGCAUGUUUGGCAUUUCUCCCGCAAGCACCUACGGUGUCGGUACUUCCAGCUUUGCUAUACUUGGCGACACGUUCCUACGCUCCACUUACGUCGUAUACGAUCUGGCCAACAAGCAAGUGGCUAUUGCCGAGGCUGUUCACGGUAAUAACGGAUCAAGUGUCGUUGAACUAAAGGCAAACUCCAAACUACCAGCCGUCUCUGGAGUUCCAGAGCCCGAGAAUGCUGCUGGCCAUGUUUCCCCUGCUUCAUUGGUGGCCCUCAUCGUCUCUGCGGGUAUUGCAUUGACUCUUUUAUAA